Messenger RNA from Opisthocomus hoazin, 1494 nucleotides. The record is from RefSeq and is a predicted model, not a curated record. Lineage: Eukaryota; Metazoa; Chordata; Aves; Opisthocomiformes; Opisthocomidae.
AUGGUGGUGCAAAAGCUUCAGGAAAACUGGCUGGGCCCAGCCCCAUCGACAGCUGUAGGGUGCAACACGGUUAUAGAAGUGCGUGGAGAAAAACCUCCACCUUUCCUCCUUGGGAUGAUGGUAAGGAUAUGGACAUUGGUAGUUGGUUACCUGCUGAUGGUUUCAUUCAAGUGGAAUACAAGCACUGAACGUUACUUAAAAGCGAUCUCUGUCCCUGUCUGGAUUAUGCUGCUCUUUCAUUUAGCUUCUGUGGCAGGUUCCUGGAGAAUUCCUGUGUUUCUGGUUAUAGUUGUUCUGAUGACUGUAGGCGUGUUGCAUGAACAGCAGAAUGGAAAGGAGUCUUCUGGGGCAGAGCUUCCUGGUCAGAUGAUUUCCAUUGCUGCUUCAACAAUUGCCAUGGCAAUUUCAAUGACAGAAGAGGAGUCCAAUAAUGAACGUUCCUCACAACCCUCAGGAGCAACAGAAGGUGAUCAGCCUCCACAUGCUUCAUCGUCUUUCUCCUCCUCUUCAUCCUCUUCUGGGAGCAGACAAAGACCUGAGAUUGCAUCUUUUCUUAGAAAAAAGAAAACUAGUGAUAUUUACUUUGUUACGCUUGUCUGGGCCUUUGUCAUUGUCCAGAUCUGGCUAAAUUUCUGGAUUGUGCAGCUGUUGCCAGUGCCUUUUGCAGUUUGGGCCCUUAAAAAACUCGUAGUUCAUUUUGGAGUUUUGAACUUCAUGGCAAACCAUUGCAAAAGUUGGUGGCAACUUGUUGAAAAUUUUGUAAAGGAACGUCAGGAAGCUCUUGCUCCACGACCCAUCAGAGGGCUCGGAAGAGUCAUGCUAAAGCUUGACAGUAAGCUGUGGCACUGGCUUAAUCAGAAGAUGAUCGUGUGGUUGGAGAAAAUGCUGGAUAAAAUAAUCAGCAUUUUCAUAAUAUUUUUGCUAGUGAUAGGAACCCUUCUGCUAGCCCUACUCCUUACUGCAAAGGUACAUCAAGAGAGCGUUCACAUGAUUCAAGUCACAAGCAGCUUGAUCAAUGAGACAGUAGCCAGUCACCCAGAAUGGGCAAACUGGCUCCCAGAAGCCCAGGUUAUUCAGAAGGCACUCAAUUCGGCAGCUAAUAAUGUAUACCAAUAUGGCCGAGAAUGGAUUACACAUAAGCUCCAUAAGAUUUUGGGAGAAAAAGUGAAUAACACUGCUGUGAUUGAAAAACAAGUGCUAGAGCUCUGGGACAGGCUUUAUCAUUCUUGGUUCGUGAAGAAUGUGACACAUUCUGGAAGAAACAAAGGACACAAAUGGCACAUAAACCGUCAAAACAGCUGGCUGGGUGAUAUUCUGGACUGGCAAGAUGUUGCAUCAUUUGUUCAUGAUAACAUUGAAACGUUUCUUUCGAUCCUGGAGUCUCUGUGGAUAGUGAUGAGUCGCAAUGUGAGCCUCUUGUUUACUACAGUUACAACAUUAGUGACAAUCCUCUUCCAUAGUGGAACAGCUCUUCUCAACUUUGUGCUUUCAGUG